Messenger RNA from Capsella rubella, 1049 nucleotides. Its product is annotated as LOB domain-containing protein 6. Lineage: Eukaryota; Viridiplantae; Streptophyta; Magnoliopsida; Brassicales; Brassicaceae. The transcript has 3 exons. The record is from RefSeq and is a predicted model, not a curated record. Bases 312 to 914 code for a protein of 200 amino acids.
CUUCUUCCUUCUCUUCUCUUCUCUCUUCUUCUUCUUCUUCUUCCUUACCCCUCUCUCAUCAUACCUACCUAUAACCAAACACAAAGAACACCAUUGAUCCCAUCAGUUUUAUUCCUUAUAUUUCGUUUAAUCCAUCCUUACGCAUUUCCAAACUAUACGCUUUUUAUAUGCAACCCCAAAUAGCAACUUAAAGAAGAAAGCAGAGAGGAUCUUCUUUUAUUUCCCCCUUCAGAGAGAAAACAGAAACCAUAUCUUCAAAGAGAAGACUUCUUUAAUUUUCUUGUCGCAGGAACUGAAAACACCAUUUUUUAAUGGCGUCUUCAUCAACAAACUCACCAUGCGCCGCUUGCAAAUUCCUCCGGCGAAAAUGUCAGCCAGAAUGUGUAUUUGCGCCCUACUUCCCACCGGACCAACCACAAAAAUUCGCAAACGUUCACAAAGUGUUUGGAGCAAGCAACGUCACUAAGCUCCUUAACGAGCUUCACCCUUCACAACGUGAAGACGCAGUGAACUCUUUGGCUUAUGAAGCUGACAUGCGUCUCCGUGACCCUGUCUACGGCUGCGUUGGAGUCAUCUCUCUCCUUCAACAUCAACUUCGUCAGCUUCAGAUAGAUCUAAGCUGUGCUAAGUCAGAGCUUUCUAAGUACCAAAGCCUUGGCAUCCUCGCCGCCACUCAUCAGAGUUUAGGUAUUAACUUACUCGCCGGAACAGCUGAUGGAACAGCCACAGCCGCCGUGAGAGACCAUUAUCACCACCAUCAGUUUUUUCCUAGAGAACAAAUGUUUGGUGGCUUAGAUGUACCGGCCGGUAACAACUACGACGGUGGGAUUUUGGCCAUUGGACAGAUCACUCAGUUUCAGCAGCCUAGAGCCGCCGCCGGAGAUGAUGGUCGUCGUACUGUUGAUCCUUCUUGAGAAUUUUAGGGUUUUGGUUGUUCAUCAUCGUUGAUCUCUUGGUGAUGAUGAUGAAAACUAAAAUUAAAAAUAUAUUUGAUGUGCGAAAAAAAACCAAAAUAUUUUAAACUUAUGGUAUCUCUUGAUGACAUUAAU